ACUUAGCAUAUUAAUUUCAUUUACAUUUAGUGGGUUUGACACGUAUAAUUAUUGUUUCAGAGUUUGAACAAUGUAAUUUUUGGAAGAAGAUUUUUGAAGAGUUAGUGGCUAUGUUCUUGUUUGGCUUUCUACUAUUACAUCUGCUGAUUUCAUCCAAUAGUGGCGACGAAAAUCUUAAUGGACAUUUAAAACCCCUUGGCUCACAAAUUGCACCCAUUGGUGAUGUGUUGGCUAUUGACGAGGUUCCGUCGCCCGAGGAGUUCUUCUAUAAAUAUGUUCAACCUGGAAAACCAGUUUUAUUCAAAGGUGCAGCAUUAAAUAGCCCAGCUUAUGAAAAAUGGACAGAUGAAUAUAUGAGAAAGAAGUUUGGAGGUUUGAAAUUUGAUGUGGAAGAAGGAAAAAAAGAGAAUCGAUCCAAAGAACUGUUCAACAUGCCGCUUAGUGACUUUCUUAAUUCCUAUAAAAGCAAAGAUAUUUAUAUGGUUGCCUCUCUGCCCAAAGCAAUGAGCGAAGAUGUCUAUCUUUUAAAAUGUCUCUUAUGUGGAGGUUUCACAAAUGAAAUUCAGGACAGCGUAAUGUGGUUUAGCAAUGGUGGUACAAAAUCAGUUCUGCACUUUGAUGCAAUUGAUAAUAUAAAUUGUUUAAUGAGUGGCACUAAAGAAUUGUUUAUGGUAGAUAAGAGAGAACACAAACACAUAUUGGUUGAUAACCCAAGUGGAUCAUUCUCAAAUGUUGAUGUGGACAAGGUAGAUCUGAAAAAAUACUCAGGAUUGGCAGAUGUUCCUUGGUAUAAAGCAUUUAUGAAGCCUGGAGACUGCUUGUACAUUCCUUAUAGGUGGUUUCAUCAAGUGCGCUCAUAUGGACCUAGAAAUUUAGCGAUAAACAUUUGGUUUGCCCAUAGACUUAAAUUUAAUGCAACUGAUUGCCAAAAAAAGGCCGCUGAUGAAUUUGCUUCUCUUUCACAAUUUGAAGUCAAUGAACUGAUUGGACCUAACUUGAGACUGCUUGUAAUUGAUGAAAUGGAAGAUAAGUCAGUGAAUACACAACAAUUUAUACAGAUUAUGCAGAACGUGUGGCGAAGUGAAAAGAUUGCACAGGAAGGACGUCAAGUGCUAGAGAAAACGUUCACUGAGAUGGACAUCGAUAAAGAUUAUCUUCUCUCUCCUAAAGAAGUAAUGGAUGCCCCUAUGGAAGAAAUUGAACAGAAAUUGCUGAAAUUGUUUCCCGUUGAUGAUGAUGAAGAGGAAGAUGAGGAAAGAAGGAAUGAGGAUGAAGAUGAUGAAAGAAGGAAUGAGGAUGAAGAUGAUGAAAGAAGGAACGAGGACGAAGACGGUGAAAGAAGGAACGAGGACGAAGACGGUGAAAGAAGGAACGAGGACGAAGAUGAUGAAAGAAGGAACGAGGACGAAGAUGAUGAAAGAAGGAACGAGGACGAAGAUGAUGAAAGAAGAAAAGAGAAGAAAAAAACUGGUGAAAACAACAAAGGGCACAGUGAAAUUGACCAACGUAAUGAUGAUAGUCAGGAAGCAAAUGAUAAUGAAGACAUUUCUGCUGCAAAUGGAAAUGAAAAGAGUUCAAGGAUAAAUAUUAAGCACACAGAUUUGUAGAUGUGUUGUUAUUGAAUUGAAUAAAAUUUUCAUUGAUUCGCUGCAAA
Messenger RNA from Xenia sp. Carnegie-2017, 1654 nucleotides. RefSeq lists its product as uncharacterized. Lineage: Eukaryota; Metazoa; Cnidaria; Anthozoa; Malacalcyonacea; Xeniidae. Gene Ontology annotation, molecular function: 2-oxoglutarate-dependent dioxygenase activity. The record is from RefSeq and is a predicted model, not a curated record. Bases 111 to 1607 code for a protein of 498 amino acids. The transcript has 9 exons.